AAUUAUUUUUUACUACUAAUCCUUUUAUAACGUUUUCCAUGUUUUCAAGAAAUAAAAUCUUUUUCUUAUAUUUUUCAUCGAAUUCAUAAUUUUGGAUAAAAUUCCAUGUAACUAUUUUGUUAGGUUACAAUCAGAUUCGUUUGAUUUGUAAUUUAAUAUGUUCACUUUCACGCAGUAUUUUCAAAAGAGAAAUAUACUAAUGCUUUUUACAUCAAAAAUUUGAUAUUUGUUACGUCCAGUUUAAGCAAGCCUUUUUUGACUCAAACAUUUUCAUAUAUUACUCAUUUUUUUCAAAACGAUAUCACUUAUUUAUACGAAGUUUCUUUUCGAGACAUUUCAUUCUGUAAAAAAUAUUUUUUUACUAAUUAAUACUUCAGUUUCAUAUCUUUAUGUAUUAUUCAUAAAAAAUUUAUUAUAUGCAAUGAAAUACACGUGACUGUUAUUAUUGCUAUCGUAUCAUAAUUGUAAUAUACUAAACCUUACGCCAAAUUCUGAGUCCUGGUAUUUUGAAGUCACAAAAUUAUCUCUGGAAUUUUUAAAAAAGAUGCGUCGACUGUAGCAAGGGUUCUGAUCAGAUUUUAAAAUUGAAGAAAACGGAUUAUUCUUACCUUCCUUUGAACAGAACUGUAGAAGACACCUUGCAACACCUCAGUGGAAUUAGUGAAUAAAGAAAAUAUUUUCUGAAAAAAAUUGAAAAAACUGCAAAUUACUUGGGAAUCGAGAUAAGAACUUGGAGCUAAAAUAACAAAGUCCCAACCGAUUGUCCGCAGUGGGAAAUAAAAAAACACUACAAGAAACCAUUGGUGCGAAAAUGUCAAAAAAAAUUGUUCCGCAAUUGAAACAAUUGAAACUUCAAUUUCAAUAAGAAAAAUGGAAAUAAAAAUCGUUUCUAUUGAGGUUAGGCGUUCAGUCGUACCUUCUAACGAAGAUUCAAAACUUCGACAUGACGAAAAAUUCCAGUUCUUCAAAUUUGUCAGAAAUGUUUUUGGGCAUUGGAACAUGGAUAAUAAUUGGCCUAAUUAUUCUCUGGGCACUAUUGGACGUUUUCAGUCGCGUUGGUCGUGCUCUAUUGGAAAUUUUCAUUCCAAUUUUCAAUUCAACACCCAUUGAUCUAAAAUCCAUGUUUGGAGAAUGGGCUGUCGUAACAGGUUCGACCGAUGGAAUUGGCAAAGCCUAUUCCAAGGAACUUGCCAUCAGGGGAAUUAAUUUGGUUCUCAUUUCUCGAACUUUAGAGAAAUUAGAAAAAACGAAACAAGAAAUGUUAGAAAUCAAUCCUAAAAUUCAAGUAAAAAUUAUCGCCGUUGAUUUCAGUAAAGGAAGGGAAAUUUACGAAAAAAUUAAGGAGGAAUUAAAGGAAAUUCCUGUCGGAAUUUUAGUAAACAAUGUGGGACGAAUGUACGAUUAUCCAAUGCCAGUGGGCGAAGUGCCCGAGGAUAAUCUUUGGGAAAUAAUAAAUGUCAAUGUGGGAGCAACAACAUUAAUGACACGCCUAGUAAUUGGCGAUAUGAAGGAACGUAAAAAAGGGGCAAUCGUUAAUAUUUCAUCUGGUUCGGAAUUACAACCAUUGCCAUUAAUGACUGUCUAUGCGGCAACAAAAGUCUACACCAAUAGUUUCUCCGAAGCAUUGAGAGCCGAAUAUUCACGUUAUGGAAUCACUGUACAACAUUUGACGCCAUUAUUUGUCACGACAAAAAUGAACGCUUUUAGUCAAAGAUUACAAAUUGCAAAUAUAUUUGUACCCGACGCAGCAACAUACGCAAAAAAUGCAAUUUCAACAUUAGGAAAAAUUGACAGAAGCUCUGGUUAUUGGGCCCAUGGAAUACAAGUGUUUUUCGCAUUAAUUCCACCAGUUUGGAUAAGAACAAAAGUCGGUCAAAUGAUGAAUCAAUCAUUUAGAAAUGAAUAUUUCAAGCUCAAUAAACGUACAAAUUAAAUA
Molecule: messenger RNA, 1936 nt
Organism: Leptopilina heterotoma
Lineage: Eukaryota; Metazoa; Arthropoda; Insecta; Hymenoptera; Figitidae
Product: inactive hydroxysteroid dehydrogenase-like protein 1
Exons: 7
Coding region: 944-1933 (329 amino acids)
Cellular component (GO): endoplasmic reticulum
Molecular function (GO): oxidoreductase activity
Source: RefSeq, a predicted model, not a curated record